Molecule: messenger RNA, 2787 nt
Organism: Glycine soja
Lineage: Eukaryota; Viridiplantae; Streptophyta; Magnoliopsida; Fabales; Fabaceae
Product: cation/H(+) antiporter 19-like
Exons: 3
Coding region: 196-2637 (813 amino acids)
Biological process (GO): proton transmembrane transport; regulation of pH
Cellular component (GO): membrane; endomembrane system
Molecular function (GO): antiporter activity
Source: RefSeq, a predicted model, not a curated record
UAAUUCUGUCUACAUGAAUCAAGUGUUUCAUUUCAUAGUCUGAAAUCUGAAUCACAUCAUGUUCGGAAACACAUUAAGAAUAGAUAAAAUCACCUUUAGGAUGUGAAAGUUAUAACUAUUAGCUUCUGACAAUCACAUCUGAAAGGUGAAAAAUCACAUUCCAAACGUGAAACAAAACACGCAAUCAAUUGAAUUAUGGCGAGUCCUGAUUCAAAAUGUCCAGCACCAAUGAAGGCCACGUCCAAUGGGGCAUUCCAACAUGAAAAUCCCUUGGAUUAUGCGCUUCCCCUAUUAAUCCUCCAGAUAUGUGUGGUUGUGGUCUUUACCAGAUUCCUUGCAUUCAUUUGCAAACCUCUGAGACAACCCCGAGUAAUUGCAGAGGUCAUUGGAGGAAUACUACUUGGACCAUCUGCAAUGGGAAGGAGUGAGAAAUUCCUGAACACAAUUUUCCCCAAGAGAAGCUUAACUGUGCUUGAAACUGUGGCCAACAUUGGUCUUCUAUUCUUCUUGUUUUUGGUGGGUCUUGAGCUUGACUUGCGUUCUAUACGCAAAACUGGUCACAAGGCCUUAUUCAUUGCUCUUUCAGGCAUCACAUUCCCUUUUAUACUUGGCAUUGGCACAUCAUAUGCGCUUCGAGCCACCAUAUCGAAGAAUGCUAAUCCAACCUCGUUCCUUGUUUUCAUGGGUGUUGCUCUCUCGAUCACCGCAUUCCCCGUCCUUGCGCGAAUCCUCGCUGAGCUAAAACUCCUCACAACCAAUGUCGGUCGCAUAGCAAUGUCAGCAGCUGCUAUCAAUGAUGUUGCAGCAUGGAUACUACUUGCACUUGCCAUAGCACUUUCUGGCUCCAACACAUCCCCACUUGUUUCCUUAUGGGUUAUACUUUGUGCUGCUGGCUUUGUCCUCUUUGCUAUGUUUGCCAUAAGUCCCUUACUUGGAAUGAUGGCUAAGCGUUCGCCCGAGGGCGAACCGGUGCAGGAGAUCUACAUAUGCAUCACCAUGACACUAGUCCUGGCUUGUGGUUUCAUCACCGAUACUAUCGGCAUUCAUGCGCUCUUUGGAGCUUUUGUGGUUGGCAUUGUUAUGCCUAAGGAUGGUCCCUUUGCAGGGGCGUUGAUUGAGAAGAUAGAGGACCUUGUGAUGAGCCUCUUCUUGCCUCUCUAUUUUGUGUCAAGUGGUUUGAAGACUGAUGUGGCAAGUAUAAGUGGAGCUCUUUCUUGGGGUAUGCUAGUGCUUGUUAUUUUCACUGCUUGCUUUGGAAAGAUCAUUGGCACAUUCCUGGUGUCACUGUUAUGUAAGGUUCCUUUUAGAGAAGCCUUGGCCCUUGGAUUUCUCAUGAACACUAAGGGCUUGGUGGAGCUAAUUGUUCUCAACAUUGGCAAGGAUCGCAAGGUACUAAACGACCAAGCAUUUGCAAUUUGUGUAUUAAUGGCAUUGUUCACCACUUUCAUCACGACCCCAAUAGUGAUGGCAGUGUACAAACCAGCUCGGACAGGAUCACGUUACACGCAUAAAACAGUUCAACGCAACGAUCCUAACACCGAGCUACGAGUGUUGGCAUGCUUCCAUAGUACCCGCAAUAUUCCCACCUUGAUCAAUCUAAUAGAGUCAUCACGAGGAACCAAAAAGAGGGCAAAGCUAUGUGUCUAUGCAAUGCACUUGAUGGAGCUCUCGGAGCGACCAUCAGCGAUCACAAUGGUUCAUACGGCGCGCAACAAUGGCAUGCCCUUUUGGAACAAAAAGCAUGACAAUAGAGACCAAGUGGUGAUUGCAUUUCAGGCUUAUGGCCAUCUAAGUAGUGUCAAUGUUCGCCCUAUGACAGCCAUAUCAGCUUUCAGCAACAUCCAUGAAGACAUUUGCACCAGUGCGCACCAAAAGAGAGCAGCAAUCAUAUUCCUCCCAUUCCACAAACACCAACGCUUCGACGGGACAAUGGAGUCGGUAGGAAACUCGUUGCGCGCGAUGAACGGCCUAGUUCUCAGCCAUGCUCCUUGCUCAGUCGGAAUCUUGGUUGAUCGCGGCCUUGGUGGUACAAGCCAAGUCCAAGCCAGUGAUGUGUCAUACAAGGUUGUUGUAGGUUUCUUUGGUGGGCGAGACGACCGCGAAGCACUCGCCUAUGGGAUGAGAAUGGCUGAGCAUCCUGGUGUUUCAAUCACUGUUGUGAAGUUUGUAGUUCCACCUGGGAUGACAUUGGCCUUUGGUGCCAAAUUGAUUGGUGUAACAGCAGACAAGGAUAGAAAGGUAAUUAAAGUGGCUGAAGGAACUACCACUGAUGUAGAGAAACAAGAGGAUGAGCACUUUUGGUCUGAGUUCUUAGGUGUGUGUUGCAAAAAUGCAGAAUCAAUAAUGUAUGAGGAAAGGUUGGUAGAAAGCAAAGAAGAUAUUCUGACAACAAUGAGGGAGAUGAAUAAGAGCAAUCUAAUUUUGGUAGGUAGAAUGCCCCCGGUGGUACCUUUGGUAGACACAAGUGAUUGCCCUGAACUUGGUCCUGUUGGAAGCUACUUGGCUUCUUCUGAGUUCUCCACUUCUGCAUCAGUUAUAGUGUUUCAGCAAUACAAUCCCAAAACAGAUGUUUAUCCAUUGGUUAUGGAGAUUUCUGAUUACUUGAACAUGCCAGACACGCCACCACAUUCUCCGUAGUAGAGAUGCAGAUAUAUGCCAAGGUUUUGAAAAAUGGUCCUCCACUGUGAUUUUGGCCUCAACGUCAAGAUUUUUUUAAUUAUCCAUGACCUAAAUUUGGAUUUGUCCGCGGUUUGCCACGAUAUCAACAAACAUGAUGAAACUGCAUGC